This is a messenger RNA of Triticum dicoccoides, 680 nucleotides long. RefSeq names its product metallothionein-like protein type 2. NCBI's taxonomy places the organism in Eukaryota, Viridiplantae, Streptophyta, Magnoliopsida, Poales, Poaceae. Gene Ontology annotation, molecular function: metal ion binding. The transcript has 2 exons. Bases 97 to 339 code for a protein of 80 amino acids. The record is from RefSeq and is a predicted model, not a curated record.
AACCUUCCCUUCCAAAGCAGAGCAAGUGCAGAUCGGAUCAGACCAGAGACACAGAGCAGAGCGGAUAAACUCGAGGGCAGUAGAUCAUCACCAACCAUGUCGUGCUGCGGAGGCAACUGCGGGUGCGGAUCCGGCUGCAAGUGCGGCAACGGCUGCGGAGGGUGCAAGAUGUACCCUGAGAUGGACGAGGGGGUGACCACCACCUCCCAGACCCUCAUCAUGGGCGUCGCCCCCUCCAAGGGCACCCCGUCGUUCGAGGCCGCCGCCGAGACCGGAGCCGACAACGGCGGGUGCAAGUGCGGCUCCAACUGCACCUGCAACCCGUGCACCUGCAAGUGAUCCAUCAAAUCAGGACAAGGAGAUGGCAUGGCAUGGAUGGACCUAAUGAAGGAGCACUAGUAGUAGUUAUGCAUGGUGUGUGCGUUUGUGUUCUCUUUUUAAUUGCCGCCGAGAAUAAGACGAGAUCUAUCGUAUCGUAUCGUAUCGUAUCGUAUCGAGCUAGUUCAUGGCCCCUUGUGGCUUGUACCGUGUGGUGUGCAAGGCGCGCGUACGUCCUGUGUCUGUGACGCGCCUUUUCCUACUGUUCUAAGCUCCGUCCCGUGCCUUCCCGUUUUAUCUACAUAUAUGUAGACAACAAUAAUUUGGAGUUUCUGUCUAUGUAUGCAUGUGUAUCUGUAUCA